Eufriesea mexicana is the source of this 465-nucleotide messenger RNA. RefSeq lists its product as uncharacterized. Bases 52 to 465 code for a protein of 137 amino acids. NCBI's taxonomy places the organism in Eukaryota, Metazoa, Arthropoda, Insecta, Hymenoptera, Apidae. The transcript has 3 exons. The record is from RefSeq and is a predicted model, not a curated record.
CACUUAAGUUAGGUUAUAUUUUGAUCUUCAAUAUAUGAAAAUAUCAACAAAAUGUCAAGAAAAAAACAUAAUGUAUCAUACAUAAAACCAAAUGAGCCAAAAUUUUUACGUGAAUUAAAAGAACAAAUUGGGUAUAAGGAAGGACCUACGAUCGAUACAAAAAGAGAAGUAUUACCACAAGAUUCAGAUAAUGAAGAAGAAGUACGUGAUGAAGAAAAGCCUAUUGUAGUUGUAUUGAAUCAUGAACAUUUAUCUGAAGAACAAGCAGAAGAGUAUAAGAAAAAGAAAGAACAAGAGGAAGCUAACGCUCCGGCAGAUUUAUCUAAGAGAAUUAUAUUUAGGAAAAACAAAAUAACAAAAGCAGAAUCAGAUAUAGCAGAUAGACCAGUAAGAAAAAAAAUAAAAACAGUGAAACAAGAAAAAGCUGUAUUAUCUUUUAAUGAUGAUGAUGAAGAUGACUUAUAA